UCAAACAUUCAUUCAUGGAUUACAGCUGUGAACAUUUUUAUGAUCAGAAAGACUCAACAAUUAUUGCUUCAUUGGUCCUACAACCCUUUUUCCCUAUCAGGAUUUCAUACUUUCAUUCAUCACAGCCGUUGAAUGAAUAUCGAACUGCCCACAUCUUAUAUUGCUGACUCACAGUUAUCCAAUGUCAGCUAGUUACUUAUUUACGAGGUAUAGGAUCUCUUCACUGAAUUACAGUCGUAAACUUCCAUUUCAAAUUACAUACUUGCAUUCACCAUUUUCCAACUCCUACAAUGGCAGCAGAACUUGUUGGUGGUGCUCUUCUUUCUGCUUUUCUUCAGGUUUCAUUCGAUAAGCUGGCUUCUCCUCAAUUCCUAGACUUCUUUCGUGGAAGAAAACUUGAUGAGAAGCUGCUUGGCAACUUGAACAUAAUGCUGCACUCCAUCAAUGCUCUCGCUCAUGAUGCAGAACAGAAGCAGUUCACAGAUCCACACGUUAAAGCAUGGCUUUUUUCUGUCAAAGAGGCUGUCUUUGAUGCAGAGGAUCUCUUGGCUGAAAUAGAUUAUGAACUCACCAGAUCCCAAGUGGAAGCUGAAUCCGAAGCUCAAACCUUUACUUACAAGGUAUCAAAUUUCUUCAACUCUACUUUCAAAACCUUUAACAAGAAAAUUGAAUCAGAGAUGAAAGAACUCCUAGAAAAACUAGAAUAUCUAGCAAAGCAAAAGGGUGCUCUUGGUUUGAGAGAAGGUACUUAUUCUGGUGAUAGAUCAGGUAGUAAAGUAUCACAGAAAUUGCCAUCAUCUUCUUUGGUGGUUGAAAGUGUUAUUUAUGGUAGAGAUGCGGACAAACAAAUGAUCUGUAACUGGCUCACUUCUGAAACCGACAAUAAUAACCAUCCAUCAAUACUAUCCAUUGUGGGAAUGGGUGGGUUGGGUAAGACCAUACUCGCUCAACAUGUAUACAAUGACACAGAUAUUGAGGAGGCUAAAUUUGAUAUUAGAGCUUGGGUUUGUGUUUCUGAUCAUUUUGAUAUUUUGACAGUGACAAAAACAAUUCUUGAGGCGAUUACAAAAUCUAAAGAUGAUAGCGGAGACCUAGAAAUGGUUCAUGGAAGAUUGAAAGAAAAAGUAUCGGGAAAGAAAUUUCUUCUUGUUUUGGAUGAUGUUUGGAGCGAAAGGCGACAAGAAUGGGAAGCUGUACGGACUCCUCUUAGCUAUGGGGCUCCAGGAAGUAGAAUUCUUGUCACAACACGUGUUGAGAAAGUUGCUUCUAACAUGAGAUCUAAAGUGCAUCACCUAAAGCAACUAGAAGAAGAUGAAUGCUGGAAAGUUUUUGAAGAACAAGCUCUAAAAGAUGAUGAUCUUCAAUUGAAUGAUGAGAAAAAGGAGAUUGGUAGAAGGAUAGUUGAGAAGUGCAAAGGAUUACCCCUUGCUUUGAAAACAAUUGGAAGUCUUCUCCGNACAAAGUCAUCNANNUNANANUGGAANANCGUAUUGGAAAGNGACAUAUGGGANUUACCNAAAGAAGUUGAAAUUAUCCCUGCUUUACUAUUGAGUUAUCAGAACCUUCCUUCUCAUCUCAAGAGGUGUUUUGCUUAUUGUGCGUUAUUUCCGAAAAAUUAUGAGUUUGAAAAAGAGAAUUUAAUUUUGAUGUGGAUGGCUGAAGGUUUUCUCCAUUACUCUCCACAGAACAACAAUUUAGAAGAAAUUGGUGAACAAUAUUUUGAUGAUCUGCUAACGAGAUCUUUCUUUCUUCGGUCAACCAUCAAAAUGCAUUUCUCUAUGCAUGACCUUGUGAAUGAUUUGGCAAAAUAUGUUUGUGCAGACUUCUGUUUUAGAUUGAAAUUUGAUAAAGGAAACUGUAUACCCAAAACAACCCGUCAUUUUUUAUUUGCAUUCGAUGAUUUAAGAUAUUUUGAUGGUUCCGGAAGUUUAACUGAUGCUAAAAGACUGCGUUCAUUUGUUCCGAUUACAAAUGACUUUGUGCAUGGUGCUUUUCCUUGUCAAAUCAAGAUUUUGAUACGUGAAUUGUUCUCCAAGUGGAAGUUUUUACGGGUCUUAUCUUUGAAUGGAAAUUAUGACUUCCAAGAGGUCCCUGAUUCUGUUGGUGAUCUUAAACAUCUUCAUUCAUUGGACCUUUCUCGUACUAUGAUACGAAAACUACCUGACUCAGUAGGUUUGCUCUAUAACUUGCUGAUAUUGAAGUUGAAUGAUUGUUCAUUUUUGAAGGAAUUGCCUUCAAAUUUGCAUAAGCUCACCAAUUUGCGUUGCCUGGAAUUUGAAGAUACAGGAGUGACAAAGAUGCCAAUGCAUAUUGGAGAGUUGAAGAAUCUUCAUGUACUCAAUAUGUUUUGUGUCGAUAGAAAUAGUGAGUUCAGUACUAAGCAGCUAGGAGGAAUCAAUCUUCAUGGAAGACUAGCAAUUAAUGAGCUGCAAAAUAUUGUGAAUCCUUUGGAUGCAUUAGAAGCAAAUUUGAAAAAUAAACAACUUGUGAAGCUAAAGUUAAUAUGGAAUUGGAAUCACAUCCCUGAUGAUCCAAGGAAAGACAAGAAAGUGCUUGAGAAUCUACAACCUUCUAAUCAAUUGGAGCAUCUUUCAAUCAGGAGCUAUUGUGGUACACAAUUCCCAAGUUGGGUAUUCGAUAAUUCGUUAUCAAAUUUGGUAUCCUUAGAGUUAGAGGAUUGUAAAUAUUGCCUAUGUUUGCCUCCCCUUGGACUAUUGUCAUCUCUGAGGACCCUCAAGAUUAGAGGAUUUGAUGGAAUAGUGAGCAUUGGUGCUGAAUUUUAUGGGAGCAGCUCUUCUUCCUUCAAGUCCUUGGAAAUUUUGAAAUUCUACAACAUGAAGGAAUGGGAAGAAUGGAAAUGUAAAACUACUUCUUUUCCACGUCUUCAACAUCUUGUUAUUGUUCGAUGUUCCAAGCUGAAAGGUCUAUCACAGCAACUACUUCAUUUAAAGGAACUCAUUAUCGAGUCAUGUCGUAACCUCAUCAUUAGGGAACACAAUGAAGACACAUCAACGAUUGAACUCUUGAGAACUCGUUCAUGCCCACGUGUGAAUAUUCCCAUGACCCAUUAUGAUUUCAUUGAAGAAAUGACAAUUGAUGAUGCUUGCGACUCUCUUACAAUCUUUCAGCUAAAUUUCUUUCCAAUGCUCCGUUUACUUCAUCUAGAAGGAUGCCAAAACCUACAAAGAAUUUCACAAGAGCACCCUCAUAAUCAUCUCAAGAAAAUGUCAAUCCGUAGAUGUCCUCAAUUUGAAUCAUUUCCCAAUGAAGGAUUAUCUGCAGCAUUUCCAUCUCUUACUGAACUGGAGAUAACUUGGUGUCGAAAAGUGGAGAAGUUCCCAGAUGGAGGUUUGCCAUCAAACGUAAAACACAUGACUCUUUCAAGUUUAAAACUUAUUGCCUCCCUGCGAGAGACCUUGGAUGUCAACACAUGUCUUGAAAGCUUAUCUAUUCAAUAUCUUAAUGUGGAGUCUUUUCCAGAUGAAGUUUUGCUGCCACCUUCUCUUACUUCUUUAAGAAUCUGUCAUUGCUCAAAUCUCAAAACGCUAGACUACAAGCUUCUCCAUAACCUCUCCUCUCUCACACUUUUUGAUUGUCGUAACCUCCAAUGCUUACCUGAGGAGGGUCUGCCUAAAUCCAUCUCUUCUCUUCAUAUUGUGUAUUGUCCAUUGCUCAAGCAGCGUUGUCAGAAGCCAGAAGGCAAAGAUUGGAGAAAGAUUGCUCACAUUCAAAAUCUGAGAGUUUGAUAAUAAGAUGAAGCGCAGAAGUUCAAAAUUAGAUGUGCUAAUUCUUCUCACAUUGUAAUUGCAUCGUUUAGACAAACUCUUCUUCGUUUUGAUGUUUUUUCUAUUAGAAUGUCAUCAGAUCUCUUAGUUUGGAAUUAUAUUUAUUUAUUUGAACUAUGAAGAAAAAUAAAAGAUGGAUUUUUUAAAUACUACAAAUUAUUAUUUGGGAAUGACA
This is a messenger RNA of Vigna radiata var. radiata (mung bean), 3960 nucleotides long. Its product is annotated as putative disease resistance protein At3g14460. The record is from RefSeq and is a predicted model, not a curated record. Bases 291 to 3746 code for a protein of 1151 amino acids. Gene Ontology annotation, molecular function: ADP binding. Gene Ontology annotation, biological process: defense response to other organism. The transcript has a single exon. NCBI's taxonomy places the organism in Eukaryota, Viridiplantae, Streptophyta, Magnoliopsida, Fabales, Fabaceae.